Messenger RNA from Neogale vison (American mink), 1214 nucleotides. It is a transcript of the gene GLTPD2, whose product is annotated as glycolipid transfer protein domain containing 2. Gene Ontology annotation, molecular function: ceramide 1-phosphate transfer activity; ceramide 1-phosphate binding. The record is from RefSeq and is a predicted model, not a curated record. NCBI's taxonomy places the organism in Eukaryota, Metazoa, Chordata, Mammalia, Carnivora, Mustelidae. Bases 1 to 894 code for a protein of 297 amino acids. Gene Ontology annotation, cellular component: membrane; cytoplasm; cytosol. The transcript has 4 exons. Gene Ontology annotation, biological process: ceramide transport; intermembrane lipid transfer.
AUGGCCCCGGCAGCAGCCGUCGGCAUCGCGUUGCUUCGGCUGGCCUCGCGGCGCUGGGUCCGCCACGCGAUUCCUCUCGCGCUCCUCUUGCUGCUGCUGCUUUCUGUGUGCGCUUGGAGCUCGCGCUCCCCCCUAGGCUGCGGAUCCUGGACGCAGCCGUGCAUUCCCGAGGGCAAGCCGCCGGUCCAGGUCCCGCGACAGUCGGUUUCCCUGGAGGCCCCCGAGUGGGAAGAGCCUCCGUGUGGGGGCCCCCAGGGCGUGCUGGGCCACGUGAUGGGGCCGUUCCGCGCCAGCCUGGACCCCGAAGGGGACCUGGCUUUGUCGCAGUACCUAGCCGGAUGGAGGGCGCUGGUCAGGUUCCUAAGUCCCCUCGGCUCCAUCUUCGCCUUCGCCACGAGCGAGGCCUUCGCCAAAGUGACAGCCCUCGAGGCUCGAGUGCACGGCCCGGAGGCGGCGCACUACUCGUCGCUGCUGGACAUGGCGGCGUGGGAGCGGCGGGAGGGACGGCUGGAGCGCCCCGGCGUCGCCCCGCGAGACACCGCCAGCUCCUCGGGCUCCCGGAUCCUGCUCUUGCUGCACCGAGCGCUGCGCUGGUCCCAACUCUGCCUCCACCGGGUGGCGACCGGGACGCUCGGAGGCCCGGACGCCGGCGUGCAGUGCAGCGACGCGUACCGCACGGUCCUGGGCCCGCACCACCCCUGGGUGGUCCGCCAGGCCGCCCGCCUCGCGUUCGUCGCCUUCCCGGGUCGCGGCCGCUGGCUGGAGCUCGCGUGCCCGGGCGCCGGGGAGGCGGAGGCGCGGGCCGCGCUGGUCCGGGUGGCGGGCACCCUGGAAGAUGUCUACAACCGCACCCAGGGCCUGCUGGCCGAGCGCAGCCUACUCCAGCUGGCCUGAAGCCCCCGGCGGGCCAGACGCGCCGAGACCCAACCUCCUGGCUUCUGGCCGGCAGGCCCACUGCGUCCGCUCAGUGGGCGGGGACGCCGGAGCCACGCCUCCGAGUGACGUCGAUGCCUGGAGGGCCCGCCCCCGACAGGGUUGGGUAACGCCCCGCCCGCUCUGCGCAGCCGCGGGACGAGGGGCGGUGCCGUGGGAAUAAAACGCGAUCGUGGGGCGCGGCGGGUUCGGGGCGUCUCGUGCGAUGACUGCAGGCGCUGGAGGGAAGUGGAAACAAUGGACGUGGGAAGAUGCGUCAUCCCUGUUCCCGGCAGCCGGAG